Centropristis striata (black sea bass) is the source of this 967-nucleotide messenger RNA. It is a transcript of the gene kiss1, whose product is annotated as KiSS-1 metastasis suppressor. The record is from RefSeq and is a predicted model, not a curated record. Lineage: Eukaryota; Metazoa; Chordata; Actinopteri; Perciformes; Serranidae. The transcript has 3 exons. The coding region runs from base 173 to 490 and encodes 105 amino acids.
UUAAGAGUUGUGGUAACACAACAAACCUGGUUAAACACUUAAGAACAAACCAUAACUCUGAAUAUGAGGCAUUUGACAGAUGCUAGGGCAAGGCAGACGUCUGUGGCGGAGUCCUUCGGUGCUACAGCCAGACGUUACCCAGGGAUCGCAGCAGUCUUAACAUACUGCUGUCAUGAUGCCACGACUCCUUGUUGCUCUGAUGAUUGCUGCUUUGUCAACAGACGUCUACACCACCAGCAUUUUUAAAUCCACCUACUACAAUGAAGAUCAGGCCAUACUCAAAGCCCUGAGAGAGUCAAGCCACGUGUCACUACCAACAUCUGCAAAGACUUCUGGGAAUUCGCCUGGUGAAAAAGUCUACGGAGCAGAUGGGAAGUUUCCUCUAACAGCAUGGUGGAUGUCAGAGCUGAUUCUCCCUCAGACUGUCAAGAAACGUCAAGAUGUGUCCUCAUACAAUCUCAAUUCCUUCGGUCUACGCUACGGAAAAUGACAGGAAGCCUUCUGUCUGUUGUUUUUCUGUGUUAGAGAGGGAGAUAUUUUCACUAACUUUAAUUGUAUUUGUACAUACAGAGUGGGGAGAGAAAAUAAAAAAUAAAAAAAACAAUGUAAGUGUUAAAGACUCAAUUAAAAAAAAGUUAUGAAGAUUUAUAAGAUCUGUUUCCUUUUUGGGACCCAGAAGAAUGGGGGAGUUUACACUCAAGAAGCACAGAUUACCAACCAAGUAUUCUGCUCUACAAAGUCUAACUGUAGUAAAUACGCAAAAGGUAAAACUGAGAAAAACUGCUUUAAAGUUUUUUAACGUUUUUAACUGGCCAGAUAAAUGGGUUAUAGGUAGGUCAGUGAUAUGACACUUAUGUCUACAUGUAUUAAUGAUGUCAUUUUUAUGCAAAAAAAUCAUGAUGAUUUAUUUGACCUUUGACCCCAAAAACGUAGUUACUGCAUUGCUGUAAAAGGUUCUAAUAGUAAU